UUGUUUGUUGCGUUGUUUAUCUCGAGGUUGCGUUCAGACCCUAAAAAGAAAAAGAGACUAAGGUUGCGUUGACCUUGAAGUUGUAAGGUGUUUCUGUUCUGUAACUGUAAGUACUUAUACUUAUAUUAUUGAUAUAUCCUGUUCUGUUUUCUUCAGAAGUGUUCUGUAGGUUCUUCUUCCUUGUAAGGUGUAACUGGUUGUGAUAGCUAAUCAGAACAUGUCCACCUCUUCGAAAAAGUACGAUGUGUUCAUCAGUUUCAGGGGCCAAGACACGCGUGAAACAUUCACAAGCCAUCUUCAUUAUGCUUUAUGCAAGGAAAAUAUCAUAACAUACAUUGAUGAUAAUCUUGUGAAGGGAGAUGAAAUUGGUGAAGCACUUGCUGAAGCAAUCCAAGACUCACGCAUAUCUCUUGUUGUAUUCUCCAAAAAUUAUGCAACCUCAAAGUGGUGCUUGAAUGAACUCCUCAAAAUACUUGAAUGCAAAAAACUUCAUGGUCAAGUUGUUAUACCUGUGUUCUAUAACACAGGUACAUCAGAAGUACGUAAUCAAACAGGGAGUUACGAGAAACCGUUCUCACACUAUGAGAUAGAAGCCAUCAACAACGAAUCCUUUGCAAACACUGUUUCUGAGUGGAGAGCUGCUCUUGCGGAGGCUGCAAAUAUACCUGGAUGGGAUAGUCAAAGUCGAACCUAUAAGGAUGACUCUCAAGUCAUUCAGAGCAUUGUCAGUGAUGUUUGGAAAAAGCUAGCCUUGAUGUAUCCUAAUGAACUGAAAGGCCUUGUUCAUAACGAUCAACACGGUAGUUAUACUGAGUCACUGCUGAAAAGAUAUUCAAGAAUUGGAAUUUGGGGCAUGGGUGGAAUAGGGAAGACAACCAUAGCCAGACAGAUGUUUGCAAAGCACUUUGCACAAUAUGAAAGCGCUUGCUUUAUGGAAAAUGUAAGUGAAGAAAUAGAAAAGUUUGGACCAAGGUACAUCCGUAAUAAGCUUCUUAGUGAGCUGCUUAAGCGACAAAUUACUGCAUCGGAUAUUCUUGGAGCCCCAUUCAUUGAGAGAAUCUUAAGUGGUAGAAAAUUUUUCAUUGUACUUGAUGAUGUGGAUAAUGCUGCACAAUUAGAAUAUUUGUGCUCAGAACUUGAUGACCUUGGACCAAACAGUAGGCUAAUUAUCACGGGAAGAGAUAGGCAAACACUCAAGGGAAAAGUUGAUGUGAUUCAUGAAGUCACAAAAUGGAAUUUUGAAGAAUCUCUGAGGCUUUUUAGCUUAGGAGCUUUCAAACAAAACCAUCCUAAAGAGGGUUACAAACUUCUCUCACAAAGAGCAGUUGCAUAUGCAGGAGGCGUUCCAUUAGCUUUAAAAGUUUUGGGUUCACAUUUUUAUUCUAGAAGUCCUGAAUUCUGGGAACCUGAAUUGAAAAAUUUGGAGAACAAGGGGGAAUCCUUACGUGGAAUUCAAGAAGUGUUAAGAGUAAGCUAUAAUGGAUUAACAGUCCGAGAAAAGGAAAUGUUUUUAGAUAUUGCGUUCUUUUUCAAAGAUGAAAAAAGAGAUUUUGUGACAAGAAUACUAGAUGCCUGUGGUUUCAAUGCUGCCAGUGGAAUAGUCACCCUUGAAGAUAAAGCUCUUAUCACUAUUUCAUAUGAUAAUAUAAUACAAAUGCACGACUUACUACAACAAAUGGCUUUUGACAUAGUUCGGCAAAAGAAAGACCAGACUAGCAGAGACCCGGAAAAAUGCAGCAGGUUAAGAGAUAUUAAAGAAGUUUGUGAUGUAUUAAAAAAUAACAAGGGCACUCCUAAAGUUGAAGGGAUAAUAUUUGAUUUGUCUCAAAAGGAAGAUUUGCAUGUCGGGGCAGACACAUUCAAAAUGAUGACUAAAUUAAGAUUUCUAAGACUGUAUGUCCCCUUGAGUAAGAAGAUAUCAACUACCAUAUAUCAUCCUGAGGAUAUGAUGCCAUUUUCGGAUAAAUUGAGAUAUCUUGAGUGGAGUGAAUAUCCCUUGAAGUCUCUUCCACACCCUUUUUGCGCUGAGCUACUUGUUGAAAUUCACUUGCCUCGCAGCAAUAUAAAAUAUCUUUGGCACGGGAUGCAGAAACUUGUGCAUUUAGAAAAAGUCGACCUAAGGGAAAGCAAACAGCUGAUGAAGCUCCCUGAUUUGUCUGGUGCUGAAAAACUUAAAUGGUUGUAUCUCUCAGGUUGUGAAAGUUUACAUGAAGUUCAACCAUCUGUUUUUUCCAAGGACACACUUGUUACUUUGCUUUUAGAUGGGUGCAAAAAGUUGGAGAUUCUUGUUAGUGAGAAUCAUUUAACAUCUCUACAGAAAAUUGAUGUCAGUGGCUGCUCAAGUCUCAGGGAAUUUUCGUUGUCCUCAGAUUCGAUUGAAGAGUUGGAUUUAAGCAAUACAGGUAUUGAAAUACUGCACUCAUCAAUCGGUCGUAUGAGCAUGCUUUGGAGGCUUGAUUUACAAGGUUUAAGACUUAAGAAUCUCCCGAAAGAAAUGUCUUCCAUGAGAUCACUUACAGAGAUUGAUCUUUCUAAUUGCAAUGUAGUAACUAAAUCAAAGUUAGAAGCCUUAUUUGGUGGUUUAGAAUCGUUGAUAAUACUAUAUUUGAAAGAUUGUGGCAACUUGCUUGAACUCCCUGUGAACAUUGAUUCCUUGUCAUUACUGUAUGAACUAAGACUAGAUGGAAGCAAUGUCAAGAUGUUGCCUACAAGCUUUAAGAAUCUUUCAAGACUACGUAUUCUGUACUUAGACAAUUGCAAGAAGCUUGGUUGUCUUUCGGAGGUUCCUCCACACAUCGAAGAGCUUCAUGUCAAUAACUGCAUCUCAUUGGUGAAGGUUUCGAGUUUGAAGGCUCUUUCACAUAGUAUGAAGGGAUGGAAGAAGGAAAUUUCAUUCAAGAAUACCAUAAAAUUGGAUGCACCUUCACUCAACCGUAUUACAGAAGAUGUCAUAUUAACAAUGAAGAGUGCCGCAUUUCAUAAUACUAUAAUUGUUUAUGAUGUGCACGGAUGGAGUUAUAACGGUGUUCAUUUUUGGUUACCGGGAUGCACAGUUCCAAGUCAGUUCAAAUUCCGAGCAAUAGGUUCCUCUUCCUCCAUUACUAUUAAAAUUCCUCCACUUUCCAAAGAUGUUGGAUUCAUUUAUUCUGUUGUUGUUUCUCCAUCCUUUCAAAUGGAGGAGCAUGGUAAUAAUCUAGAAAUCAGAUUCAAGUACUAUUCGGAAAGUGGCGACUUGAAUUUUAUAAAUAGUCAUUCUAUUAAAGAUGUGAGCCUGGAUCAUGUUUUCAUGUGCUAUAAUGAACCACAUUUCAUUGGAAAUGCAUUUGAAUUCUCUGUUACAAAUUUAAGUGGGGAUCUUAAUGGCUCUUAUAUUUUGAAAGAGUGUGGGAUCUAUCCAAUUUAUUACUCAGAAUUUCCAAGGCUUGCAGCCACCAUGAAUUUGGACAGAGACUUAGAAAAGGAAAUUGCAUUGGAGUUGUCACGGAGCCUAGGAUCAGAUUUUCAUGAAUAUAUACAACAAUUUCAGUCAGAAUCAAUUGCAAGAUAUGAUGAUGAUGGUGAUGAUGAUGAGAGAGAAAUAGGAAAUGAGAUUGAUGAGUCAGUUGAAAGACGUGAUGAGAAUGAAAGAACUAGCAUUCAGAAUAACCAACAAGAUUUGAACUUGAAUGAAAAAUGCAGGUGUUCAUCAUUUGACUGCUUCAUGGGUCCAUUGAGCUAUUUAUGGAGAUUAAUCCGCCACGGCCUACUAUGAAAUCCGAGAGUUUAUAAGACACUAAUUCAAGACGAGAUACUUCAUCUUGUGAUGGUGUCAAUGACAUGAUUAUAGGAUGAUUUUUCGAUAUUCGCCGGUUUGAUAAGCUCAAGAACAGAAAAAUCUAGCUAUAAUGGAUUAAUAGUCCGAGAAAAGGAAAUGUUUUUAGAUAUUGCGUUCUUUUUCAAAGAUGAAAAAAGAGAUUUUGUGACAAGAAUACUAGAUGCCUGUGGUUUCAAUGCUGCCAGUGGAAUAGUCACCCUUGAAGAUAAAGCUCUUAUCACUAUUUCAUAUGAUAAUAUAAUACAAAUGCACGACUUACUACAACAAAUGGCUUUUGACAUAGUUCGGCAAAAGAAAGACCAGACUAGCAGAGACCCGGAAAAAUGCAGCAGGUUAAGAGAUAUUAAAGAAGUUUGUGAUGUAUUAAAAAAUAACAAGUGUGAGAGUUAACUUAAAAUCAGAAAUCUGGAGUAUCGUGCCAAGCAUCGCGCCACGAUGGUUGAAGCAAGAUUCCUGGGAAGCUACUGGAAAAAUCGUGCCACGAUGAAGCAGGGUCGUGCCACGAUGGUCGCGCUGAAGAUAAAAAUAAAACGUAUUUUUCAGUUAGAUUUGUUUCAGUUUUAUAAGGGUUUACUUUCCACUAUAAAU
Messenger RNA from Medicago truncatula (barrel medic), 4402 nucleotides. Its product is annotated as disease resistance protein RUN1. Gene Ontology annotation, biological process: signal transduction; defense response. NCBI's taxonomy places the organism in Eukaryota, Viridiplantae, Streptophyta, Magnoliopsida, Fabales, Fabaceae. Gene Ontology annotation, molecular function: ADP binding. The transcript is spliced from 8 exons. The record is from RefSeq and is a predicted model, not a curated record. The coding region runs from base 218 to 3751 and encodes 1177 amino acids.